UUGGGUCAGUAAAUCACAUUGAGUUGGACACUGAAAGUUGCACAGGCUGAGAUGUGUUAGUGGCUACACCUGUUAAGGACAGGUAUUAUUUUUCAUGUGUUUGGACUCAUACUGGCAUCAUUUGGGGAAAUGAAAAGCUACACAUCUUCAUUCCUUCUGAUCCUGAGUCUUUUUCUCACUUCAGCAGAUGCUUCUUCAACUACUCCCCUGACUACCUUGACUUCUCCAGAAGUUUCAUCUACAGAAAUUACUACAGAUCUCACUUCAUUUUCAGCUAGUGUUUCUGAUGUAACUUCAGAAGACCCUACUACAGCUACAGUCAACACCACUCCUACACCAGAUAUUUCAACAACUGUUGAAACCACAGCAACCAGUGAAUCUCCAAAUACGCCAGAAACCACUGUAACUCCAAAUGAAAGUACAACAGGGCUUUCCAGUGUAACUUCAGAAGAUCCUGCUACAGCUACAGUCAACACCACUCCUACACCAGAUAUUUCAACAACUGUUGAAACCACAGCAACCAGUGAAUCUCCAAAUACAGCAGAAACCACUGUAACUCGAGAUGAAAGUACAACAGGGCUUUCCAGUGUAACUUCAGAAGAUCCUGCUACAGCUACAGUCAACACCACUCCCACACCAGAUAUUUCAACAACUGUUGAAAUCACAGCAACCAGUGAAUCUCCAAAUACAGCAGAAACCACUGUAACUCCAGAUGAAAGUACAACAGGGCUUUCCAGUGUAACUUCAGAAGAUCCUGCUACAGCUACAGUCAACACCACUCCUACACCAGAUAUUUCAACAACUGUUGAAACCACAGCAACCAGUGAUUCUCCAAAUACAGCAGAAACCACUGUAACUCCAAAUGAAAGUACAACAGGGCUUUCCAGUGUAACUUCAGAAGAUCCUGCUACAGCUACAGUCAACACCACUCCUACACCAGAUAUUUCAACAACUGUUGAAACCACAGCAACCAGUGAUUCUCCAAAUACAGCAGAAACCACUGUAACUCCAAAUGAAAGUACAACAGGGCUUUCCAGUGUAACUUCAGAAGAUCCUGCUACAGCUACAGUCAACACCACUCCUACACCAGAUAUUUCAACAACUGUUGAAACCACAGCAACCAGUGAAUCUCCAAAUACAGCAGAAACCACUGUAACUCGAGAUGAAAGUACAACAGGGCUUUCCAGUGUAACUUCAGAAGAUCCUGCUACAGCUACAGUCAACACCACUCCCACACCAGAUAUUUCAACAACUGUUGAAAUCACAGCAACCAGUGAAUCUCCAAAUACAGCAGAAACCACUGUAACUCCAGAUGAAAGUACAACAGGGCUUUCCAGUGUAACUUCAGAAGAUCCUGCUACAGCUACAGUCAACACCACUCCUACACCAGAUAUUUCAACAACUGUUGAAAUCACAGCAACCAGUGAAUCUCCAAAUACAGCAGAAACCACUGUAACUCGAGAUGAAAGUACAACAGGGCUUUCCAGUGUAACUUCAGAAGAUCCUGCUACAGCUACAGUCAACACCACUCCUACACCAGAUAUUUCAACAACUGUUGAAAUCACAGCAACCAGUGAAUCUCCAAAUACAGCAGAAACCUCUGUAACUCCAGAUGAAACUACAACAGGGAUUUCCAGUGUAACUUCAGAAGAUCCUGCUACAACUACAAUCAACACCACUCCUACACCAGAUAUUUCAACAACUAUUGAAAUCACAGCAACCAGUGAAUCUCCAAAUACAGCAGAAACCACUGUAACUCCAGAUGAAACUACAACAGGGAUUUCCAGUGUAACUUCAGGAGAUUCUGCUACAACUACAGUCAACACCACUCCCACACCAGAUAUUUCAACAACUAUUGAAAUCACAGCAACCAGUGAAUCUCCAAAUACAGCAGAAACCACUGUAACUCCAGAUGAAACUACAACAGGGAUUUCCAGUGUAACUUCAGGAGAUCCUGCUACAGCUACAGUCAACACCACUCCCACACCAGAUAUUUCAACAACUGUUGAAAUCACAGCAACCAGUGAAUCUCCAAAUACAGCAGAAACCACUGUAACUCCAGAUGAAAGUACAACAGGGAUUUCCAGUGUAACUUCAGAGGAUCAUACUAUGACCACCGUUGAUGUAACAACAACAACAUCUACUCAGUCAACACCCACAACCACAACUGCCAAACCUAUUGUGUGUCAAAAUGGUGGAACUCCACAAUCAAACAACCUGGCUUGUAUCUGUCGCCCUGGUUUUACAGGGACACACUGCAGUAAUGCUGAAACUCAAAUUACAGUCAAAGAGAACAUUGAAAGGACAGUCAAAGUUGGUAUGGAAGUGAAUGAAGAAUUUACUGCUGAUCAUGGAGACGAAUCAUCAGAGAAAUAUAAAAAUGUUGUUAAAAGAUUCAAUGAAAUGGUGGUUGAACCCUUUUAUAAGGAAAUGUCUAAUUUUGAGCGUGUGGACAAAAUAACUCUAAGUGCUGGUAGCCCAAUGAAACAAAAAAGUAGACUGAGGCAAAGAGGAAUAAGAAGCUUAUCUUUGAAGGAAACUCAAAGUGUGAAGGUUGAUCAUGAUGUUAUUCUUAACAUUAUAAACGAGAACAUCGAAGAAACUUAUACAACUCUAGUCAAAGAAUUGGAUGGGGUUCUCAAUGAAAUCAAAGAGGAUGUCAAAGACUUUGUAAGUGGUGCCUCAGCAACACCGACUAACCUCAAAGAUGACAUCAAAGAGGUUUGUACAGAGGCUACAGAAGAUUUAGGUGAAGACUUCCAAAAGUAUUAUGAAGCAGUUCUGUUGGAUGCCAAAGUGACAUGUGUGACUCCAUGCCAUAACGCUCAUAGUCAUCCAAAAACAUGUAUGAACGCUGGCACCUGUGGAGUUACUAAACAAGGUCCAUCCUGCUAUUGCCUCGAAACUGAAGCUAACUGGUACUUGGGAGAGGAUUGCAGUUUCCAGGUGCACAAGGUUGGAUUCUAUGCUGGAUUGGGAACAGUGGCAGCCGUUGCAGUAAUAACUAUAGCAUUCCUGACAGCUUAUCUUGUGAUAAACAAACAGGCUGUAAAAAGGAAUAAGGACAUUAAGCAAGAGCUAGUGAAAGAAUGGUUAGAUGAUGACUUUGAGUGGCCACCACAAAAGAAAACAUCAGUUGGCAUGUAUGAUAAUCCAGUCUACUCAUCGGGAGGCAUGCAUAAGCAGAACAGUUUAGAAAAAUAUAAACCAGAUUUCUCUGCGGAUCGAUACUACACCCAGAAUUUCUCACCUGAACCUGAUAUUAAUCUCCGGAAUUUUCAGAGAGACCAGCUUAUGAAUAUGAACAGACCUCAGAUCCGGACAUCUUUUGAUAUUUAAGUGAUAUUCGAAAUGUAUGGAAUUUAACACAAGUAGAAUGGCUCUGUUUGACAUAUUGAAUGUAUCUGUUGCUUGGAUGCUUUAAAAAUUUCUAGUCUUGAUGAUCAAUCUCAAGUCAAUUGCGAGAGAGUUCAAUUUUGUACCAUAACAUUUUUUAGUAAUAGUACAAUUGUGCAUAUUUUCUGUAUCUCAGAUGUGUGACAAACAUCGUCCGUCCAUAUUGUGUUUGAUCAUAUGAUGAAGAGAAGCAGUGAAACUUUAGAAAUGUCCUGCUUCCCUUCAGAUAUGUUAUUAAAAUAAUGAAAGUAGCAAAAUAACAAUAUAGUGUAGAGCUAUAUCAUUUUUACAGCUUUGUUAGUGCUCCUUUAGGAGUCCUAGUGUUUUAUUAUCAUUGUUCUUUAUCACAUUGUAUUAAUAUGAAUUGGUUUGUAGAUUACAUAUUAACCACAAAUUAUUUAUUAACAUACUCCAGAAAUUAUUUAUUAUCAUUAUAUUCCACACGUUUGUAAAUUGACACUUGCUCAUGUUCAAAUAAAUAAAUAUAAAUAUAUAUUCUCAA
Molecule: messenger RNA, 3898 nt
Organism: Megalobrama amblycephala (Wuchang bream)
Lineage: Eukaryota; Metazoa; Chordata; Actinopteri; Cypriniformes; Xenocyprididae
Gene: muc3a
Product: mucin 3A, cell surface associated
Exons: 13
Coding region: 130-3339 (1069 amino acids)
Source: RefSeq, a predicted model, not a curated record